CCCUCCUAAUAUGCGCAGUUUUGCUGCAGCCUGGAUCCGAGCACAGCUGCCCGGUGAAACCAGCGGCAAACAUCAGUGAAUAUUUAGCUACUGUGAUCAAUGCUAACCUCAGACCACCAGAAAACACAAGUGCAAACUAAACUGAACUGGUGAUAUCGUAGUACGCCAAAGCCUAUCUCUUCUCUUAGUGUUUUGGUUCUGACCAAGUGGCUAUUGCUCUACAAAUGGAUAAUGGAGACUGGGGCCAUAGGAUGACUACUCCUGUUACCUUGAAUGUGGGAGGCCACCUGUACACUACCAGCUUAUCCACCCUACAGCGCUAUCCAGACUCUAUGCUGGGUGCCAUGUUUCGAGGAGAUUUCCCGACAACCCGGGACUCUCAUGGAAAUUACUUCAUUGAUCGGGAUGGAACACUUUUCCGGUACAUCCUGAACUUCCUGCGGACAUCUGAGCUCACCCUCCCUGUAGACUUCACAGAGACUGACCUCCUGAGGAAAGAGGCGGACUUCUAUCAAAUCGAACCAUUAAUCCAGUGCCUUAAUGAUCCCAAGCCUCUGUACCCUCCUGACAUCUUUGAGCAGGUAGUAGAGCUCUCUAGCACAAGGAAACUGUCAAAAUAUUCAAACCCAGUUGCUGUUAUCAUCACACAGCUCACCAUAACUACAAAAGUCCAUGCCCUGCUGGAAGGUAUUUCUAACAACUUUACCAAGUGGAACAAACACAUGAUGGACACCAGAGACUGCCAGGUGUCGUUCACCUUUGGACCAUGUGACUAUCACCAAGAGGUGUCACUGAGGGUUCAUCUCAUGGAUUACAUAAUGAAACAGGGCUUCACCAUUCGGAACACGCGAGUGCAUCAUAUGAGCGAGCGUGCAAAUGAGAACACUGUGGAGCAUCAUUGGACUUUCUGUAGACCAGCUCAUAAAGUUGAAGACUGAGCUGCAGUACACCACUGCUUUUUAGUUUUCAAAAAUAUCACAAGUCAUCAAAAAAGAACAAAUACAAUUUCUGUUACAGUCAUGUAUUACAAGGAAUACAACAAUUUUUGAAUUACUUUUGUCAUCAUGGUCCACUGUACAAGACUUAAGCUUCAGAUGGAAAGUGCAAAAAAAAUAAAAGACUGAAUCCUUUAUUUUUGUUUGGGCCUUGUGGUGCAAUAAUACCUAGGUGCAACACCUAAUUCUCUGUCCUGCUGUCAUGAGAUAUCUGAUGACAUUUCCUAAACUAUGAAUUCACUACUAAAGUUUAAAUCAAAACCAAUCAUAUCACAGAAAGCAGGAUGGAUAUUCUUCCUUUUAGGGAUUUGCGCCAAUGCCAAAACUUUAUCAAAUGGUAGCAAAUGUAUUAUUAUAGGAAUCAUUGUGUAUUUAAUAUGGCCCUAAUAUCUUAAGGUAGAAAUAAAGUGAAUGUAAACAAACUGACAUGAUUUGAGACUAUUCCUAUAUGGAGUAUAAAAAUGUACAUCUGAAUAUGCAUUAAUGUAAAUUUCAAUCAAUGUGUGGGGGAGGGAGGGAGGUAGUGGGUGGGUUGAUGGGUCAGGUGGUGUCAGAAAAAAAAUGGUCAGGUGGUGUCAGAAAAAAAAUGUUUUGCCCAUACACAGGCAAUUGUGGCCAUAAAUCAAACCAGCUUUUGGGCUCAAGUCACUGAAUUAAGAGUCUUUUUAGACCCUAAGUCGUCUUUUUAUUACAAUAAAUUAUGAUUAUCUGUAGCCCAGUUUCUUUCUGAUAAGUUUUCAGUAGAUAUUAUGAGUAGUCUUUUAGCUCCCUGUUACCUCUGUGUAUGGUACUUUCUCUGAAGACCCCAGUAGUUGUUGCAUGUGUCAGAGUGUCUUGUGUAUGUGUAUAUAUAUGUAUUUGCUGUGUGCUCUUUGCACUAUUAUGUCAUACUGUUACACUUUAGAUCUCAUAUCAACAGUGAUGUGUUAAGUCAUCCCGGCCAAAUAAACCCAUUUGUGUAUUUGUCAGUCAUUAA
Sphaeramia orbicularis (orbiculate cardinalfish) is the source of this 1971-nucleotide messenger RNA. It is a transcript of the gene kctd6b, whose product is annotated as potassium channel tetramerization domain containing 6b. The coding region runs from base 225 to 938 and encodes 237 amino acids. The record is from RefSeq and is a predicted model, not a curated record. Gene Ontology annotation, molecular function: protein binding. Gene Ontology annotation, biological process: protein homooligomerization. Lineage: Eukaryota; Metazoa; Chordata; Actinopteri; Kurtiformes; Apogonidae. The transcript has 3 exons.